AUGCGGCCGGGGGGCGCGCUGCUCGCCCUGCUCGCCAGCCUCCUCCUGCUGCUGCUGCUGCGCCUGCUCUGGUGCUCGACCGACGCGCCCUCCCGCCCCAGGUUCUUGGUGGAGGAAAGCAGGGAGGCCACCCACGGCACCCCCACCCCGCCGAGGACGCUCAGGAGCCCGGCGACCCGGCCACCGCGCACCAAGAACAGCACGUAUCUGAAUGAGAAGUCCCUCCCGCAGAAAGAGAGGUGCCAAAAUCUGCAAGCCAGCUUGGAGACUUUAUCUAACAAAACGAGAAAGUAUUCAGAGGAUGACUAUCUUCAGAUUAUCACAAAUACCCAGAGUUGUCCCUGGAAACGACAAGCAGAAGAAUAUGAGAAUUUUCGAGCCAAACUCGCUUCGUGUUGUGAUGCCGUUCAAAACUUCAUUGUUUCUCAAAAUAACACACCCGUUGGGACUAACAUGAGUUAUGAGGUGGAAAGCAAAAGCGAAAUCCAAAUCAGAGAGAACAUUUUUGAUAUGCUGCCAGUGUCUCAGCCUUUUGUGGGGUAUCCUUAUAAUCAGUGUGCAGUGGUUGGAAAUGGGGGAAUUCUGAAUCAGUCUCUCUGUGGAGCUGAAAUCGAUAAAUCCGACUUUGUUUUUAGGUGUAACCUCCCCCCAACCACAGGAAAUGUUACCAAUGAUGUGGGUACUAAAACCAACCUGGUGACUCUAAAUCCCAGUAUCAUAAGACUAAGAUAUGGGAACUUAAAGGAAAAGAAAACAGUGUUUCUGAAGGACAUUGCAACCUAUGGAGAUGCAUUCGUCCUUCUGCCAGCAUUUUCCUUCAGGGCCAACACUGCGGCCUCUUUUAAGGUAUACUACACACUGAAGGAGUCUAAAGCAAGACAAAAAGUUUUAUUUUUCCAUCCCAAGUACCUGAAAAACCUUGCCCUCUUCUGGAGGACUAAAGGUGUGACUGAGUAUCGCCUGUCCUCCGGCUUGAUGAUUACAAGCGUGGCAGUGGAACUGUGCGAGAACGUGAAGCUCUAUGGAUUCUGGCCUUUCUCUAAAACCGGAGAGAACACACCUGUCAGCCAUCACUACUACGACAACAAGUUGCCUAAACGCGGUUUCCAUGAGAUGCCCAAAGAGUACAGACAAAUUCUCCAGCUUCACGUGAAAGGAAUCCUCAAAUUACAAUUUAGCAAAUGUGAAAUAGCCUAA
Molecule: messenger RNA, 1197 nt
Organism: Hippopotamus amphibius kiboko
Lineage: Eukaryota; Metazoa; Chordata; Mammalia; Artiodactyla; Hippopotamidae
Gene: ST8SIA6
Product: ST8 alpha-N-acetyl-neuraminide alpha-2,8-sialyltransferase 6
Exons: 8
Coding region: 1-1197 (398 amino acids)
Biological process (GO): N-glycan processing; oligosaccharide metabolic process
Molecular function (GO): alpha-N-acetylneuraminate alpha-2,8-sialyltransferase activity
Source: RefSeq, a predicted model, not a curated record